Stylonychia lemnae is the source of this 1017-nucleotide messenger RNA. The record is from the annotation of a GenBank genome assembly. Lineage: Eukaryota; Ciliophora; Spirotrichea; Sporadotrichida; Oxytrichidae.
AUGAGAGAUUUCAAGACAGAACAAGAAGUAAUGGAGCUCUACUAAGAGACUAAAAGAAAAAUCAUCAUUUUUGAAGGAACUGUAUAUGAUGUUGAUAAUUACAUGGGAUCUCAUCCAGGCGGCUCUGAUCUAAUUGAAAAAUACUUGGGCUAAUGCAUUGACACCCCAUUCGAAGAAAAUGGACAUACAAACUCAGCUAGAUUCAUAUUCAGAGAUCUUGAAAAGGUUGGGUACAUCGUUGGAGAUGAGACUUAGAAAGGCGCAGAUAUCGCUAAUACAAACAUCAAGGGACUUGAUGGAUAUCAACUCAAAUCUACUUUGAAGCUAGAUUAUUCAAAAGGACUUUAUUACUAAAUGAUUAAAGCUAAUCUCAGCUGGGAUGAGUAUAUAACGUUUAUAAAUGAACCAAAACAUCUAGUUAAUCCAAUCAGAGACAUCAAGCUAUUUGAAAACCCAUUUUUAGAGUUCUUCACAAUGACUCCUUGGUGGGGUAUUCCUUUGGGUUAUAUUGCUCCAAUUGUUUACCAUUCAUACAUUGCUGAAGUUACCUUUAUCGAAUACCUUCUAUGCCUUUUUGGGGGAAUCUUCUUUUGGACAUUCGGUGAAUAUAUCUUACACAGAUUCCUAUUCCACAGUGAAGACUACUGGCUACCAAAUCACCCAUUAGUACUUGCUCAUCAUUUCAUGAUCCAUGGAAUCCAUCAUGCUUACCCUCAGGAUCGAUAUAGACUAGUAUUCCCAGUUCUACCAGGUUACAUCAUACUUUACGGGAUACUUACAAGACCUAUUGAUUUCGUAUUAGAAGAGCAUUAUGCGAAUGCUCUUAAAGCAGGCGUUAUUCUUGGAUACGUCAUCUAUGACAUGAUACACUACUUCCUUCAUCAUUCUUCUCCCAAGAAAGGGUAUUUCAAGAAUUUAAAGGUCUACCAUAUGUAACAUCACUAUAAGAAUGGUUAAUCAGGCUUCGGUGUCUCUUCUAAAUUUUGGGACUAUGUUUUCUUUACUAAAAUCUAAUGA